UGCAGCAUUGGGUGCACCAGAAGAGGCAGUGGGGACUCGGCCAGGGCCGCUCACGGCAUGGGGGGCUUGGGCUGGGUUGGAUGCGUCAGGGAAGUUGGUGUUUUACGUUCUGGGGAUCUGGCCCACACACCUAUUGCCACAGAGAUGGUCUUGUGGAGAUCUCCACUCCCAGCCGGACGACGUCCCUAUGGCAUCUUCAGCAAUUGUCCGCAGGAAGCGGUGAUGCGAGGGGAAUUCUUCGCGGAUACUUCGCUUCUUUCAAUGGAAUUUAGCUUCUGGAACUGAAGAACCAGAUGUGAGCAGCUAGCUGGCUGCAGACCCUCAGCAACACCCCAGGAAACGGCCUUAGCUGGCUGAAGACUAACCAUGGGGGAUCCAUGGACCACGCAUGGGCAACCACUGGCUUAGUAAAACUUGCUGCAUCUAAAUGGGAUCUAGCAUCACUGAAGCAAGGAAGGGUACAUCCCUAGCCCCUGGGGUUUGCUGGACUGCACCAGGCCUUUAGGUUUCCCCUUCAGGGUAGGGGAGGUUGGUGUUAGUUUCUUUAGCAAAGAAAGAUGUUAUGAUAACAUGUAAAGAGCUUUCCAGGGAGUGUCAUGCUUUGCAGGAAGAGGAAAUAGGAUCCAGAUUCAGCAGCCUUUGCGAGUUUCCAAACACAUGGGUGCAGCCCUGAAUCAGGUGCUAGUUAAAGGGCAAUUGCCGGAGAUGGCGGUUUGUAAAAGUCUCUCCUGAGUUGGAAAACACAAUGUUGAAUUGAUCUGAAUUAAAUGUCACCUCUUGCCCAGGCUUUGAGAAUGAAUGUCCUCCCUUUCAAAAGGCCUGGAAGUUUUGAGGGCUUACAUCUCCUCCAGCGAUGACCUCUGGUGGGAGGUGCGUGCCAGGAAGUUGCUGCAAUGCAUUGGUCUGUCAGCAAUGCAUCAGACCCUCGGCGCAGUCCUGCUUCUUGGCAGGUGCGAGCAAAAAAAUCAACAGCUUGGGUAUAACCGAGGUGCUUUUCAAGUUCAGAUGCCUCCGUUAGCACAGGGGACACUCCCAGAGUUUGGAGCCGAGAGAGUUUAAGUGGCAUUGUGACUGGCACUGAAAUGGAGCCAGGGUGGCUGCUCGUCACUGACGUGUUGGGGAUAAGAGAUGCCGUGUUCCUCAGGGCAGCAGUCCUCUCCUCUGCAUCUGCACAGCACCUAGCUCAGAAUAAAUAACAGGAGGUGGCAUCUUGCAGGCAAUCCAUUGAGUGUGUUUUGUUUUGAGAUGCAAUGUGGGAGGGCUGGCAAAGCACUCCUAGCUGAAGGCUGUGCUCUGCUGCACAAAUUCUUCUUGUCCUCUGCUGCACCGCGUCAGGCAUAGAACUUGGAAUCUGUCCCCUGGAGAGUGAGUCCAUCCACUCAGGCAGGGCUGAGGGGGCCCAGGCGACCUCUAGGCUCAUGGAGAUCUCAGAUGCGUUACCCGAAUCUGAACCACCAGCAACGUCUGUUGUGCUUUCCUGGUGCUGGAAGGAGAUGGGGCAUUGGGCUGGCUGAAUCUGGAGUGGCCCCAGCCCACUGGAAAAGAAAGACCUUUCCCCUCUGCUGGUGUCUCUGGGGAAAAGGUUGCAGGGCCAUGUCUCUCUGUGGGAUUCUGCUGAGCCGCGUGCCUUGGGCAAUCAACAGCCUGGACUGGGGCCCCUGCACCCAGCACAGCCGGACGUUCAUCAACCUCACGGGGCCUUUCACCAACAAAAGGAAGGAGUACUCGGAGAGGAGGAUUAUAGGGUACUCCAUGCAGGAAAUGUACGAGGUGGUGUCCAACGUGGAUGACUACAGGCACUUUGUCCCCUGGUGCAAGAAGUCGGUGGUGGUCUCCAAGCGCACGGGCCACGUGAAGGCUCAGCUAGAAGUGGGCUUCCCGCCCGUGCUGGAGAGAUACACCUCCAUCGUCACCCUGGUGCGCCCACACCUGGUCAAGGCCAUCUGCACCGAUGGACGGCUCUUCAACCACCUGGAGACCAGCUGGCGCUUCAGCCCCGGCAUCCCAGGCUACCCCCGCACCUGCACAGUGGAUUUCUCGAUCUCCUUCGAGUUCCGCUCCCUGCUGCACUCGCAGCUCGCCACGGUCUUCUUCGACGAGGUGGUCAAGCAGAUGGUGGCAGCUUUCGAGCGGCGGGCGUCCAAGAACUUCGGCCCAGAGACACGCAUCCCCCGGGAGCUCAUGUUUCAUGAAGUUCAUCAAACGUGAGGGGGUCGGGGCUGCACGUGCAGACUCUGCCGGGGUGGCAGGAGGCGCUCGGACGCCCCGCCCCUGCCUUUUUAACUAUUUAUUUGAUUUCACCUCUCCUGACGGUCUCUCUAAUUUAUCUGCUGGCCUGGUGUGCCAGGAAUGGGGACGUACCCAGAGCGGCUGGGUCUGGCUGCCCCGGAGCAUCCCCCAGGCCUGCCAUCUCACACAGAACCACCGCACUGGCCUGUUGGGCUCCAUAUUUUUGUAGCUAAUUUUAUUUUAAACUUAUUUUAUUUUGGGGGUGAGGUUUUGUUAACAUCUCUCCAAGCAGGGAAGAGCGAUCCCUGCCCCUGCCUGAUCGCCAGCAAUUCUCGUCUUUCCCCCUGUGCUGCCCUCAUGGCAGAAACCGGAAGGGCUGUGUGUGCCUGCCCGCCCCCCGGUCAGACUGCCUUUCUCCCAGGCAGUGGGUGCAUGGACUGGACGAUCAGGGUUUUGGCUUGCCUGUCUGCGGUCGGUAGCUGUGCCUUUUUCGGGGGGGGGGGGUGUGAAACGGAUCAGAGCCUUCUCCCCAUCCACGGGGGUGCUGAGCGCAGAGAAGGGGGCCGAGCUAACGUUACAGUGGCUGCACGCCAGCUCUGAGGUAUGUGGCAGUGAGGGGAGUUGCGUUUGGUCUGGAAGCAAGCGUCACACUAGCCGGGGCCUGUGGAAAGGGGCGGGGGCACUGCCUGGUUGGCAGAAGGUGGGAAUGAGCAGUCCAGGCAGGGCAGGAAAUGGGGCAAGUGCCCGGAGGGCAGCAUGGGACUCGGAGGGCAGCUGCUCCCCAAGCCCUGCAGGUGCGAUUUCGCUGAGCUUGCCCUGGACGGAGGGAGCGCUCCCCAGGCCCUCAUUGGGCAGGGAGAUGGCACGGCCUCACCCAGGCCCCCACAGCGCUGGCAGCGGGGCUGCCGGCUCUUGGCUCCCUUGGGAGAGCCCUGCGAGGGGGAAAUAAAGCCCGUCUGAGUGGCCAGGAUGGAGGUGGCCCGGAGGCUCCAUGGGGUGGAGGGCAGAGGUGAUGCCCACAGGGCACCCGGCCCUGGAAGGCUGGAGUCUGAUUUUGUGUCCACACACUGAUGCAGUGUCCCAGAUGCUGGAGUCUCCCCUCCUGCUUCGUGGGGGGGGGGACCUCCCCACUCCCCUCCAAAGCUCCCAGAAGCCUGUGGGGUGUCAGCAGAAGCUGGAGAAGCGGCUGGGGGAGUUCCCCUCGACCUGGUAGUGGCAGGCUGUAGGUGGGGGGAGCAAGGACCCAGUUCCCAGGGGCUGCGGCCCCACAGCGGAGCUGUCCUUGGCCAGUGCUGCUCCUCUGGCUGCCCCGCAGCCGUGCUGUGAGCAGGGCAGAGAGAGGUGAGAACGCCGCUGCUCCCCCCUCCCCACCUGGGCACAUAGCAGCUCUGUCUGGGGAGCGUGCCCCGUGGCUGGCUCAGCGAGCGCUGUGGGAGCGAAGUGAACAGAGCCCCAUUGUCCUGCGCCAGCGUAGGGGGGCCCCAGAGCAUGCAGAGCGCUGGGGGGGGGGUGGAUCCUGCUGUCACUUUGAAAAGCAGCUGCAGCUUAGCUCAAAGUGGGGCCACCUUUGUCCCCAUGGGAGCUGCCUGCUGGGGGGAGAAGAGCCUGGCUCCCUCCCCAAGCCCCACAUCGCUGCUCUGUGCCCCGGCCCCUCCUGCUGUGUAGAGGAGCCGGUGUUACAUACAACACACACGGACGGGGCAGUUGGGACCUGGGGCAGUUGGGGCUGGGCGAUGCCCAUGGCAUGGGAUUUGUUACCACAGUAAUGGCUUGAAUGGCCUGAGGGGACCUGCCUGUCUCCAGACUUGGGGGGUAGCCUGGGGCACUGGCACCUGCAGCGCUGCUUCCUCUGCUGCGGGCCACCUGCCGCCCAUGUCCGAGCACUGGACCGGCUCCGACCGCCUCGACUGCUCGAGGCCUCGGGCCUGACGCCCUGCCCUGAGCCCUUGGCUUCCAGCCCGGCUCCCCCAGGGCCGAGGAAACGUGCAGCUGGGCCCUGCCAGGUGUGGUGCCUUGUGCCUGCUACCGUAUCAGGCUGCCCUUGGCCGGUUCCCUGAGAGAAAUGCAUGGGGGGGGGACGCCACCUCCUCCAUGCGCUCGCUGGGGAGUUUUGUCUCCAGCCGAAAGACUGUAGAAGUUUCCUGCUCUGAGAAGUGGGGUUUUUAGGCCAAUAAAAAGCAUUUGGCAA
Molecule: messenger RNA, 4417 nt
Organism: Gopherus evgoodei (Goodes thornscrub tortoise)
Lineage: Eukaryota; Metazoa; Chordata; Testudines; Testudinidae
Gene: COQ10A
Product: coenzyme Q10A
Exons: 5
Coding region: 1432-2208 (258 amino acids)
Biological process (GO): ubiquinone biosynthetic process; cellular respiration
Cellular component (GO): mitochondrion
Molecular function (GO): ubiquinone binding
Source: RefSeq, a predicted model, not a curated record